Schizosaccharomyces osmophilus is the source of this 3114-nucleotide messenger RNA. RefSeq names its product P-type ATPase, potassium exporting Cta3 (gene cta3). Bases 1 to 3114 code for a protein of 1037 amino acids. Gene Ontology annotation, molecular function: P-type calcium transporter activity; ATP binding; ATP hydrolysis activity. Gene Ontology annotation, cellular component: plasma membrane. Lineage: Eukaryota; Fungi; Ascomycota; Schizosaccharomycetes; Schizosaccharomycetales; Schizosaccharomycetaceae. Gene Ontology annotation, biological process: intracellular calcium ion homeostasis; calcium ion transmembrane transport. The record is from RefSeq and is a predicted model, not a curated record. The transcript has a single exon.
AUGCUAAAAUUAAAAAACCCUAUCCAUUUUUCCAGUAUUGAAGAUGCUGAAAUACAAUUACAAACAAGUGUUCAGUCCGGUCUUCCUUCUCAAACUGCCCAUGAGCGCAUAUCGGAAUACGGCGAAAACCGUCUUCAGAGCGAUAAAGGUGUCUCUGCAUGGAAUAUAUUUUUUCGACAAGUGUUAAAUGCCAUGUGCGUAGUCCUUAUUCUUGCUGCAGCCCUUUCGUUUGGAACAACUGAUUGGAUUGAGGGUGGUGUCAUAUCUGCCAUUAUUGUCCUCAACGUCGUUGUAGGCUUUGUUCAAGAAUACAAGGCAGAGAAAACAAUGGACUCCCUUCGCUCUCUCGCUUCUCCCAUGGCACAUGUCAUCCGCGACGGUAAACAAGAGACUAUAGAGUCUCAUAUGUUGGCACCUGGGGAUAUCGCUACUCUUAAAACCGGAGACGUUGUCCCUGCUGACAUCCGACUUGUUGAAACUAUCAAUUUCGAAACGGAUGAAGCACUUCUUACAGGCGAAUCCCUCCCUGUCGUCAAAAAUGCCCGAGCCGUUUUUGACACGAGCGAAGAGGUCCCCGUUGGAGAUCGCAUCAAUCUUGCUUACUCCUCCUCUGUUGUUACUAAAGGUCGCGCAACUGGGAUUUGUUAUGCUACCGGUAUGAAUACGGAAAUUGGUGGCAUCGCAGCUAGUCUUCGUCAAUCUCAUCCAAUUUUUUCCCAAAAACCUGAUCCAAGUGACGAAAAUUAUAAGAAAAACCUUAAAACAUAUCGUUUCCGAGUUUUCCUAUAUUACGUUAAACGCAUCCUCGGUCUCAAUGUUGGUACUCCCCUUCAGCAAAAGCUGACUGUCCUUGCCUAUGUGCUGUUUAUUAUCGCCAUAGUUCUUGCCAUCGUAGUUAUGGCAGCUCAUACGUUUCAUGUCAGUAAUGAAGUUUCAAUUUAUGCCAUUUCGUUGGGCAUCUCCAUUAUCCCUGAAUCCUUGAUUGCGGUUCUUUCGAUCACUAUGGCUUUGGGUCAAAAGAAUAUGUCUGCUCGUCGUGUAAUUGUCCGAAAACUAGAAGCACUCGAAGCUUUAGGCGGUGUUACGGACAUUUGUUCUGACAAAACUGGUACCAUCACCCAAGGAAAAAUGAUCACUCGUCGUGUUUGGAUUCCGUCUUUUGGAUUUCUUGUAGUUGAAACUUCAAGCCCUUUUGAUCCAACAGCAGGUACCGUUUCUACCGUUCAUCAGCCAAUGGAGACACUUGCAAAUGCCAAGAAUCAAAAACUUGAAGAGAUGAAAGAUUUGCGUGCCUUUAAAGAGUUAGAUCCAGUUCUCAAAAUUUCUUCGCUUUGUAAUUUAUCUACUGUUAGUAUAAACAAAGAAGGCAAUUGGGUCGCAAAGGGAGAACCCACUGAAAUUGCUCUUCACGUUUUUUCUUCACGCUUUAAUUAUGGAAGAGAAGAGCUUUUAAAGAGUCACAAACUCUUGCGUGAAUACCCUUUUGAUUCUGAACUUAAACGUAUGUCGGUUGUAAUGCAAGAGAAGGAAAGCAAUCCAGAAGUAUACGCCAAAGGUGCUGUUGAAAGAGUUUUGGAACGUUGUAAAACCAUUGCGGCACAUCCAUUAGAUCAUGAAAGGCGAAACCUUGUAUUGGCACAAAUGGAAACGCUUGCUUCCCAAGGGCUUCGAGUUUUAGCUUUGGCGAAAAAAUCCAUUCAUUAUUCAACUGAAUGGGAAGCGGUUCCUAGAGAAGAUGUUGAAUCAAAUUUGGAUUUUGUUUCACUUGUUGGAAUUUAUGAUCCUCCUCGUGCUGAAUCCAAAGAGGCUGUUAAUCUCUGUCAUCGUGCCGGCAUUCGUGUACACAUGCUUACAGGUGAUCAUCCUGAAACGGCAAAGGCCAUUGCCAAAGAAGUGGGUAUUAUUCCACCGUAUAUUUCAGAUAAAGACCCAAACAUGUCGUGGAUGAUUAUGACUGGCCCGCAAUUUGAUGCUCUAUCUGAUCAAGAAAUAGACAAUAUGAAAGCUCUCUGCUUGGUCAUUGCCAGAUGUGCACCGCAAACCAAAGUAAAAAUGAUUCAUUCCUUGCAUCGAAGAAAAGCCUAUGUUGCUAUGACUGGCGACGGUGUCAAUGAUUCUCCUUCGUUAAAGCAAGCCGACGUAGGAAUUGCGAUGGGAUUGAACGGAAGUGAUGUUGCUAAAGACGCUAGUGAUAUUGUCCUGACUGAUGAUAACUUUUCGUCAAUAGUAAAUGCUAUUGAGGAGGGUCGUAGAAUUUUUGACAAUAUCAUGAAAUUCGUUUUGCAUCUUUUAAUAUCCAACGUCGGCGAAGUAAUCCUUCUGGUUGUUGGUCUUGCCUUUCGUGAUAUCCACCAUUUGUCGGUUUUCCCAAUGUCUCCUGUAGAAAUUCUGUGGUGUAAUAUGAUUACAUCGUCCUUUCCUUCGAUGGGACUUGGUAUGGAAAAAGCUCAACCGGAUAUUAUGGAGCGCCUUCCUCAUGAUAAUAGAGUAGGAGUUUUUACAAAAAGUCUUAUUUUCGACAUGAUAGCCUAUGGGCUUUUGAUUGGUGUCAUGUCACUGAUGACCUGGGUAGUGAUCAUAUAUGCUUUUGGAACUGGAAAUUUGGGCUACGAUUGCAAUUCCUAUUAUCAUGACGGCUGCAGAGAAGUGUUUCGUGCGAGAUCUGCUGUUUUUUGUGUAGUAACAUUUUGUGUUCUGAUAAUGGGAUUUGAAGUCAAAAACUUUGACAACUCAUUUUUUAAUCUUGAUGGAAUUUCCUGGAGAGAAUGGACCUUUGGCUAUUUUUUCAGGAAACUGGUUGAAAACAGGUUUCUCGUAUGGGCCAUUGCCUUGGCCUUUGCAUCAGUGUUUCCUACGAUUUAUAUUCCUGUUAUAAACAGCGAUGUAUUCAAGCAUAAAUCAAUUGGAUGGGAAUGGGGAGUUGUUGCUGUUGCAGUUAUCCUUUUCUUCAUCUUUGCAGAAUCAUGGAAAUUCAUUCGGCGUACUUUGAGCAAGCCUCACCGUAAAGGCAAGCUAAGAAGAACCCUAAGUCGAACAAUAACUUCCCAGUCAAAGUUAUCGGAAACUGACUUGGAGAAGCGGCUCUUUAUACAGUCUCGAAAUGUUCCUUCAUGA